Hordeum vulgare subsp. vulgare (domesticated barley) is the source of this 2516-nucleotide messenger RNA. Its product is annotated as glyoxysomal fatty acid beta-oxidation multifunctional protein MFP-a-like. The coding region runs from base 286 to 2382 and encodes 698 amino acids. Gene Ontology annotation, biological process: fatty acid beta-oxidation. Gene Ontology annotation, molecular function: NAD+ binding; (3S)-3-hydroxyacyl-CoA dehydrogenase (NAD+) activity. Gene Ontology annotation, cellular component: peroxisome. The transcript is spliced from 17 exons. The record is from RefSeq and is a predicted model, not a curated record. Lineage: Eukaryota; Viridiplantae; Streptophyta; Magnoliopsida; Poales; Poaceae.
UGAACUGAAGUACUCUUACGUAUAGCAUUUGAGCUGAUGGCAGUGCCUCGUCCUUUUUUUCUUCCCCGCUGCCGUCUCUCCGUCACAAAUCCUCCUCCAACUCCGAACCAACUGACUCUGUAGCUGCGGCUGCCGGAGAUCGAACAACUGCCGCCUUAAUGGCGAUUGGCUCCAUUAAAAUGGCGUCCAGCGGGGUGUGUCCUCCGAUCAGACGGACACAGCUGCCGGCAGCCCUGCGAGCGGACGAGCGCGGGGCGAGAUCCGAGGAAGCGGAAGGGAGGAUCGAUGGCGAAGGGGAGGUCGGAGAUGGAGGUCGGACCCGACGGCGUCGCCGUCAUCUACGUCGCCAACCCGCCCGUGAACGCCCUCUCCAUGGACGUCAUGUAUAGCCUGAAAGGGCACUAUGAAGAGGCGCUUCGAAGGAAUGAUGUGAAAGCUAUUGUUCUUACAGGAAAUGGAGGGUCAUUUUCCGCUGGACUCGAUAUUAGUGCCUUUGCUGAUAUUCGCAAACUGGAGCAGCUAAAGGAUCACUGCAUAUUGAUUGAAGCCAUGACUGAUAUUUUCGAAGAUGCUGGGAAGCCAUCAGUGGCUGCUAUUGAUGGCCCUGCUCUUGGUGGAGGGUUAGAACUUUCCAUGGCAUGCCAAGCACGCAUUUCAACUCCUAAUGCUCAAUUAGGCCUCACGGAGGUUCAGUUUGGAGUAAUACCUGGAUUUGGAGGAACACAGCGCCUUCCCCGCCUUGUUGGACUGACAAAAGCACUUGAAAUGAUGAUGCUCUCGAAGCCAAUUAAAGCCGAAGAAGCCCAUGAGCUGGGUCUAGUCGACGCUGUCGUUUCACCUAACAAUUUGUUGAAUGAUGCCCGGCGUUGGGCUUUGGAUAUAUGUGAGUCGAAAAGGCCAUGGGUCCGAUCCCUCUACAAAACUGACAGGCUUGAAUCUCCUGAGCUGGCCAGAGAGAUCCUCAAUUCUGCCAGAGUUCAGUCUAGGAAGCGGGCUGCCAAUCUUCAGUAUCCAUUCGUCUGUAUCGAUGCUGUCGAAGAAGGUAUAGUUUCAGGGCCACGAGCCGGGCUUCGAAAGGAAGCCAUGGCUUUUCAGGAACUCUUUUUCUCAGAUACAUGCAAAAGCUUGAUUCAUGUGUUCUUUUCACAACGUGCAGCAUCAAUGGUUCCUGGGAUCACAGACUUGGGUCUGAUGCCAAGGAAGGUAUCUAAAGUUGCCAUUGUUGGUGGUGGACUUAUGGGUUCUGGAAUCGCAACCGCACUGAUACUGAGCCAUUAUCCUGUUAUACUCAAAGAAGUCGAUGAGAAAUUCCUAAACACAGGAAUCGACAGGAUCAAAGAAAACUUGCAGAGUCGUGUAAGGAAAGCAAAAAUGACCAAUGAGAAAUAUGAGAAGACACUCUCACUUCUUACAGGUGUCCUCGAUUAUGAUAAAUUCAGGAGUGUAGACUUAGCAAUUGAGGCAGCUGUCGAGAAUGUGAAGUUGAAGCAGCAGUUUUUUGCUGAAUUGGAGCAACACUGUCCUUCCCAUUGUAUUCUUGCCACUAAUACUUCCACAAUUGAUUUUAACCUAAUCGGAGAGAAGACAAAUUCCCAAGACCGCAUUGUUGGCACACACUUCUUCGCUCCAGCUCACAUCAUGCCUCUUCUUGAGAUAGUCCGCACCCCUCAUGCCUCUCUGCAAGCAGUUGUCACCUUGCUGGAUGUAGGGAAGAAGAUCAAGAAGAUACCAAUAGUGGUCGGAAACUGUACUGGCUUUGCGGUCAACCGGAUGUUUUUUCCGUACACUCAGGCAGCACUCUUGCUUGUUGAUCAUGGAAUGGAUGUUUACAAGAUCGACCAAGCUUGUACUGAAUUCGGGAUGCCAAUUGGUCCAUUCAGAAUGACAGAUUUGGUUGGUUUUGGAGUUGCUCUAGCCACAGGCAUGCAGUACCUUGAAAACUUCCCGGAGCGGGUGUACAAGUCAAUGCUGAUUCCUCUCAUGAUUGAAGACAAAAGAACAGGUGAAGCCUCCCAAAAGGGGUUUUACAGGUAUGAGGGUAAGAGGAAGGCGAGCCCUGAUCUUGAAAUCAUGAACUAUGUCGAGGAGUCGAGGAGAAUUGCCGGAGCCACACCGGAUCCCGAGUUGCUCAAGCUUGACAACAACGCAAUAGCAGAGAUGGUGUUCUUCCCGGUUAUCAACGAAGCAUGCCAUGUCCUGGACGAGGGUAUUACCUUCAAAGCCUUUGAUCUCGACAUCGCCUCCAUCUUCAGCAUGGGUUUCCCACCGUACAGGGGUGGCAUCAUGCAUUGGGCGGAUUCCAUCGGCGCAAGGUGCAUUUGCACGAUGCUGUCGGAGUGGGAGAUGAAGUAUGGCCAGUUCUUCAAACCUUGUAGCUGUUAGAGUUAUAAUACAAGUCAUGUACCCUUUUGUAUUUAUCCCAAUAUAUAAGGGAUUUUCCUGCAUAUAGUCCAUCACCUGUACAUGUAUAUAUAUCGGCCUAUGGCCUCAUGGGAAUACAAGUUGUUUAUUCCUAA